AGCGGCGCGGGGGGCGGGCCGAGGCGCGGCCGCACGGCGCCAUCUCAGCGCGCCCGGGGCGGCCGCGGGCAUGGGAGGCGCUGGCUGGCACUGGGCGCUGCGCGCCGCCCGCCUCCUGCCCGGCGCCGGCGGCGGGAGGGCUCCGGCGGCACGGCGGGGCGGCCCGGGCUGCGCGCCCGCCGCUUGCGCCGCUCCGUCCGCCGGCUCCGCGUCCUCAAGCUCUGGGGAUGAGGCUCUGAGGGACAGACGUGCUCGGAUCCUGUCACGAGGGCUGCCAAAGCAGAAGCCCAUAGAAGGAGUUAAGCAGGUGGUGGUUGUGGCUUCUGGAAAAGGGGGAGUUGGAAAAUCAACAACAGCAGUAAAUAUAGCCCUCGCCCUAGCAGCAAAUGAUUCGGCAAAAGAAGUUGGUUUGCUUGAUGCAGACAUAUAUGGACCUUCAAUUCCAAAGAUGAUGAACUUAAAAGGAAACCCAGAAUUAACACCAAAAAAUCUAAUGAGGCCCCUUAAGAACUAUGGAAUCUCAUGCAUGUCUAUGGGUUUCUUGAUAGAAGAGACUGCCCCAGUUGUGUGGAGAGGGCUCAUGGUAAUGUCAGCUGUUGAAAAAUUGUUGCGACAGGUUGACUGGGGUCAGCUGGACUAUUUAGUGAUUGACAUGCCACCUGGGACUGGAGAUGUACAGCUGUCAGUAUCACAGAAUAUUCCAAUUGCAGGAGCUGUGAUUGUCUCCACUCCACAAGACGUGGCUUUAUUGGAUGCACACAAAGGAGCUGAAAUGUUUAGAAAAGUCCAUGUACCUGUUUUAGGACUGGUUCAAAAUAUGAGUGUUUUCCAAUGUCCCAAAUGUAAGCAUGAGACACACAUUUUUGGAACUGAUGGCGUAAAAGAUCUGGCAAAAACCCUUGGAUUGGAUAUUUUGGGAGACGUUCCACUGCACGUCAAUAUACGGGAGACGUGUGAUUCAGGACAGCCUGUUGUGGUCUCUCAGCCCCAAAGUGAUGCUGCUAAAGCCUAUCUAAAGAUAGCAAUGGAAAUAUUAAGAAGACUACCAGUACCUCCUGCUUGAAGCAUUUACCACUGAAAUUUAGCAAAAGAGUGAUCUUUGAUGCAGCCAGUGCAGAAGAGCCCUAUUACCUGAAUACAUGGGGGCCAUGUGUUAGUUCUAAGAACUUCUUUAGGAAUUAAUUUACCAGAGGUUCAAUUAUGAUUGUGAUAAUUACUGUUUUUAACAUCACUGUUUGGCCUUGUCCAAAAGGAUUCAAGUAUGCAAGAUAGAUGAUAGACAAUAUUUAACUGCUGAAUUGUAACAUCAUCAAGCAAGAAAGGAUGAAGAACAUUUUUUCUGUGUGCCCUACUUUAAAGUCAAGAAUGAAAAACAGACUCUCCAUGCAAGGAGAACGAUGGUAUGCCAAGACAUAAAUUUAAUUUUUUUAUGCAGGAUUUUCAAUAUUCUAAUUUCCUUCCGUUUUUGUUCAGAUUUUUACAUGGUUAGCUAUCAAACUGACCUUAAGUUCUGCAAGAUUUUAAGAAGCAAAAUCAGUUCUGUAACUGCUGUACUUUUCUGUGUUCAUCUUAAAAGAUUUAAAAAUUCCACAUAUACUCUGAAGAGUUCUUGUGAUGCAUGAUGAACAAAUUCAUUCAUUAUCGGAUAAAGUUCGAUCGUGAGGCAAUUCACAAUUUAGUUGAGAAUGGAUUACGUGACCCUGAGGCUUAUUUCUUGACUGUUUUACAUUAUAAUGAACCCAGACAGAAGACAAGGUAACAGAGGUCUUCACUGAAAACCAGAUGUUUUUCCUGAGCUCUGUUUGCCACAGAAUGCAAAUGAUCAAGAUAAAUUAAAUUUAUGAUUGCAUAUUCCUACUACAAUGCAGCAACUUGGAAUUUGAAUAUAAAGAUGUAUUUUUGAAGUAAAGAAAUAUUUGGUCUUCAAA
Messenger RNA from Motacilla alba alba, 1928 nucleotides. RefSeq names its product nucleotide binding protein like (gene NUBPL). Gene Ontology annotation, biological process: mitochondrial respiratory chain complex I assembly; iron-sulfur cluster assembly. The transcript is spliced from 11 exons. Gene Ontology annotation, molecular function: 4 iron, 4 sulfur cluster binding; ATP-dependent FeS chaperone activity; ATP binding. NCBI's taxonomy places the organism in Eukaryota, Metazoa, Chordata, Aves, Passeriformes, Motacillidae. Gene Ontology annotation, cellular component: mitochondrion. The record is from RefSeq and is a predicted model, not a curated record. The coding region runs from base 71 to 1063 and encodes 330 amino acids.